Messenger RNA from Paraphaeosphaeria sporulosa, 906 nucleotides. RefSeq lists its product as uncharacterized. NCBI's taxonomy places the organism in Eukaryota, Fungi, Ascomycota, Dothideomycetes, Pleosporales, Didymosphaeriaceae. The transcript has a single exon. The record is from RefSeq and is a predicted model, not a curated record. The coding region runs from base 311 to 847 and encodes 178 amino acids.
AUUACAACACACAAGUAGAGUCAAGGAGCUAUCCAUCCGGAACCGGUGGCCAUGCGCGGAGGCAGUCAUUGGAUUGCCAGGUGCCCUUCUCUUCGCCAUUAAACAUGUUCCGACUCUCAGAUCUUUGCGGUUGUAUGGAAUAGCAAAAGUAGGUCCUGACAGUGCAUUUGUACUUCCAGAGGUAUUUGCUCACGCACCCUUCUUAAUCGAUCAUGAGUUUUGAUGCCACCAGGAAUUGGAGGGCGUUGCUACAUUUACCACUCUCAGCAUUACUCACUGUAACGCAAGCCCUUCCGCUCUUGCUGAACUGAUGAAAUGGCCUUUUGGGCUCGAAAGUCUUACCGUCUACGAGAUCUACUGGUACCCGAAUCGCGGAUAUUUUCAUGACUUUCGAUCCAUUCUGUAUCGCCAUAGAGAGACGUUGAGGUUUCUGCACAUUGGCAACGUUCCAGAAGCAGGACCGCUUGACCUCUCAGAGUUCACUAGUCUUGAAUCCCUUCAUCUCUUCUCGAGGACAAUGUCUCACAAGUGGGAGCCAGAGGAGCUAUGCAACAAAAUCCUUGCCGCACCAAGACUUCGUAAUCUCGUCUGGGACUUUCAUCAAUGGGAUGAGCAAAUCGGCCACUGCACUGCUUGGGAGGAUUUUGGACCUGCUGAGGUAGAAUGGCUGCAAAGAGUCGCUGAACUUGCUAAGCAAAGGAACGCCUCUCUCCGCGAAAUUCAAAUUGCGUUUCGUCUUGGGGAAUGUUUCGAGCUUGACCCAACUAAAGAAAGGUCUCCUUGGGACUGGAUGGAAGACGCCAGGGUUGGAUUGGAACGCUUCAAUAUCAGUUUGUUGAUAAAUUGACUCAGGCAAUGCAACCCUUCCCUUCGAUAGCAAUCCGACUGCGGGGAGCAUCUCAAUGC